Nematostella vectensis (starlet sea anemone) is the source of this 899-nucleotide messenger RNA. Its product is annotated as PRELI domain-containing protein 1, mitochondrial. Gene Ontology annotation, biological process: phospholipid transport. The record is from RefSeq and is a predicted model, not a curated record. The transcript is spliced from 6 exons. Gene Ontology annotation, molecular function: phosphatidic acid transfer activity. Gene Ontology annotation, cellular component: mitochondrial intermembrane space. NCBI's taxonomy places the organism in Eukaryota, Metazoa, Cnidaria, Anthozoa, Actiniaria, Edwardsiidae. Bases 97 to 651 code for a protein of 184 amino acids.
CACCCUAUAUUGAAAUACCGCUUGCUAAAAACUCGCGGGCUCUUUACAAGGUGGCGUUUCACUCGAAGAGGAAAUUUUUCCUCUAGAGAGUAAGCCAUGAAAUUUUACUCCACUAAUAGCUUGUACAAGUACGCGUGGGAUCAAGUCAGUGCUGCUUAUUGGAGACGAUAUCCCAACCCUUGGAGUAAACACGUGCUAAGUGAAGAUGUCGUAUCGCGAGUCGUCGAGGAAGAUAAAUUAAAAACUAAGCGUCUCUUAACUAAGACGAAUAGACUUCCAAGAUGGGGGGAAAGGUUUGUCAACUCUAGAGUAGCAUGUAUAAUAGAGGAGUCUGUUGUUGACCCAGUAGCCAAAACGCUCACUACUUACACAAGGAACAUCACAUUCAAAACACUUAUGGUUGUUGAGGAAAAAUGUGUAUAUACUGUCAGCCCACAAAAUAAGGAAUGGACAACCUGUGAACGUCAAAGCUGGGUCACAUCUGGAGUGUAUGGCUUUGCAAGGGCUAUCGAAGCAUUCGGAAUUGAAAGAUAUAAAAACAAUGUGAAAAAGACAAGCAAGGGAUUGGAAUAUAUUCUAGAAAAGCUUCACUCCCCUGAGCGACCUGUCAGACCACUUCCACUCCCUUUACCCCAAGGGAACAUGCUGUAGCAUUGCACUAGUACUAUCCAAAUGAACUAGCUUUGUAAAUCCAGGACAAUGUACUACUACUGUAAAGAAAAUGUAUCAUCAACUUCACUACUUGUAUCAGGUACACUCUGAGGUUUUUCCACCUCAUUGACAUGCUAAAGUAUUCUUGUUUGUACAUCUUACAUAAUUAAGGAUAUUGAAAAAAGGUUUGGUCAAUUUUAAAUUUUGUAUUGAGUUAUUCUAAAGCUCAUUAAACAAUUGUCAAUAUG